Messenger RNA from Caenorhabditis briggsae, 3306 nucleotides. RefSeq names its product Protein CBR-TOM-1 (gene Cbr-tom-1). Lineage: Eukaryota; Metazoa; Nematoda; Chromadorea; Rhabditida; Rhabditidae. Gene Ontology annotation, cellular component: plasma membrane; cytoplasm; SNARE complex. Gene Ontology annotation, molecular function: GTPase activator activity; myosin II binding; syntaxin binding. Gene Ontology annotation, biological process: regulation of exocytosis; regulation of protein secretion. The record is from RefSeq and is a predicted model, not a curated record.
GUUGUCCGUCACGGUCUUCCCGAUGAUCCUCGCUGUUGUGCUUAUGAUCCGGUCCAACGCCUGAUAGCAAUUGGUACCGGUCGUGGACACAUUCGAAUAAUCGGAGACGCCGGAGUCGAUUAUCUAUUAAAACAUGAAUCCGGUGAACCCGUUCUUCAUAUGCAAUUUUUGGUGAACGAAGGUGGUCUGAUCACUUCGUGUGGAACGGAUUCCAUUCAUUUGUGGAAUUACAGACAAAAGGUUAUAGAGAAAACUCGCUCUAUUGAGAAUUUAACUACUUUCCAGACUCCCGAAAUAGUGCAUACAGUGCAAUUGAGCAAAGAAAGCGUAUCAUGUAUUCAUUUACCAGUGGCUGCUAAGUGGCUCUAUAUUGGAACCGAUAAGGGAAAUGUAUAUUUCUUAUGCUUGAACAGUUUUCUUCUUAGUCCGUAUGUAAUUAAUUGGAACAAAGCUAUUGAUCUUUCAUGUCGGGUGCAUCCGGGUCCAGUUCGUCAGUUGGCCGUAUCACCAGCUGAGAAUACGAAACUAUUGAUAGUGUACGAUAAGGGAAUAGUAGUACAAUGGAAUCUAGCAAAUAAAGAAGUGGAUCGAUAUCCAUUGGAUCCCCCGAUAAAAUCAGUUAACUGGCAUUUCGACGGACGGCAAGUGUUAACAGGAAACGUUGAUGGCUCUAUAUCAUUGUAUGGAAAUAAGAAGGCCUCUGAGCCUAUUCAACGGACCACACCUCAUGGAUCAGGACCGUGUCGUCCGAUUCAACAAGUGGAAUGGAAACACAUGAGUGAGAAUGAGAGUAUUAUUAUGUUCUCCGGUGGAAUGCCCACUGAUGAUGGUCUUCCAAUGCCUGCUUUAACUAUUUUAAAAGGUGGCAAAUCGGCGACCGUAUUGGAAAUGGACUGGCCUAUUAUUCAAUUUAUACCGCUUAACCAGAAUAUCUGGAAUUCUAUUCCUCAAUGUCCACACUCUGUGGCAGUUCUAUUAAAACACGACUUCAUGGUUCUUGAUUUGAAUCAACAGGGCCAUCCAGUUAUCGAGUCACCACAUGCAAUGAAUAUUCAUGAAAGUCCAGUGACUUGUGUAUCCUAUUAUUCGGAUUGCCCAUUGGAUUUGAUCGGUGCGCUUACACUAGUCGGAACGAAGCAAAGGAAUAAGGAGUUUAGCACUAGAUCCUGGCCAGUGACCGGUGGAUUGGGAAGAGAAUGUGCCACUGGACAUCAGGAACUAGUUGUAACAGGUCACAAGGAUGGUUCUCUGAAGUUCUGGCAAGAAACCGGAGAGCAUCUUCAGAUUCUAUACAAACUCAAGUCUUCUUCACAUUUUGAACGACUAGAAGAGAUGGAAACAUCGGACAAGGUCUCUCAUGCAGUCAAGUAUAUUGAACUUUGUUUAGAGUCCCGCCAACUGCUAGUCGCUGGAAUUUCCGGUCAAGUCACUCUGUUCAGAUUCACCAAACAAGAGUUAUGUGGUACUAUUGCUGUGGUCAAUAUUCCACUUCUGGGCAAUUUCUCGAACAAUCUUCCAUCCUAUGAUUUCGACAAGUCUCCAGUACCCAAUGGUCCUGGAAAAGAGAUUCGAAGACAGAGAAAGGUUGUCUCCCGUGAGUCUACAAACUCUCUGGACACCUCAGAUUCUGGAGAUGAGCGAAUUGUGCCGUUCAAAGUGCGUGGAGCACCUGUCAAGAGGCCAGCUGGUUUCGUGCCCGAGCUGGCGUGUUUUGUUCCAUGGCACUCGCAUGCAAAAGUGGAUCAAAUUACAACGAUUUGUUUGAACUCGUCCUAUGGAAUCAUUGCGAUUGGUACGUCAUCUGGUCUGGCUUUGGUUGACACCACUCAAUGUGCUUUGAUCUACUCGUGGACCACAAACGAGCUCUAUGGAUCUGAUCCAACACCAGCUAUCCAGCUGAGCAUGCAGAUUAGUGAUGCAGCGAGUCCGAUCGAGUCACCAAUCAGUCUGGAAGCUCCGAAACGAAUCGUCAGUGAGCAGAAGCAACGUUCAUUCGACGCUCGACGGCCACAACUGUUCAAAACUCAAUCCGUAGUGGAGAAUGGAUCAUUCGGCAGAGGAGAUUCCCAAAGAGAGUCACCAUCUACUACUGGCCGUCAAUUGACUACCUCUUCUCCAUCCACGUCAUCUCAAUCAUUGGAAAGAUCCAUUUCUACACAGCAGCAGGAAUCGAUAACGUCGUUGGCUUUUAUUCAUUCACACUCGAAGAAGAAUGAUUCCAAAAUGUCUCCAUGUCUUUGGGUUGGAACCUCUGCUGGUACAUCACUGGCUCUGAAUCUGAUCCUUCCAGAGGAUAGAUUCACAUCCACAAUUGUUGUGGCACCAUCAGGUACGGUAGUAAGAAUGAAAGGUCAAGUGCUGAAUCAGUCAUUCAUGGAUAACACGUUCUGUGUAAUUACACCUUCAACGGAAUCCUAUAAGGAAGCAGCCAAGGAACCAUCUGCACAAAGUCCCGAUCGUUCGCUUUUGAAUAGAGUGACCACAAAAGCAAGUCUAGCUCCACAAUACUCCAACUCGAUCGACUCAAAUGACGAAAUCUCGCAAAUUCUGAUUGUGGCCGCUGAGAAUGAGGUCAAAGUGGUUGCGUUGCCAACGUUCAGUCAGUUGUACGUGCAGAAGUUUGAUGAGAUUCCAUUGGUCAAAGCAUCGCCAACGCAUAUCCGAGGUUAUCCAUGUUUGAUGUGUCUAUCGGCUGCCGGACAGAUUAUUAUGUUGUCUCUUCCAUCGUUGAGGAUUCUGAAUACGUCCCAAAUAUUCCCACAUUCUGUGGAGAUUGAUGAUCCUUUGUGUCAAAAAACGUCGUUCUCCGAUCAUGGAUUGGGUGUCUAUAUGGCUAGUCAGACAGAGAUGGAAAAGUACACAAUGUGUUCGGAAAUCGCCGAUCAGACUGCGGAAUCGCUUGGAGAGCUUUUCGUGCCGUGUGAGAUGCCUGAGCAGCCAAAGAACAAUUCGUUUUUGAAGGGUGUAUCGUCGAUCUUUGGAGGCACUCCGCGCAACGAUCCGAAUGAUAUUGAUGCCAUUUUAUCCGAGAACAUGGGUGUCAAAAAUAACGCUGGAAUGAAUCCGAUGCGUAGCGUGGCCCGUACAAUUCCCGGACCAUCUGUCCAAAUGGAUCGAGCUCAAGCUGGAGGUGUUUCUGCUGGACAAGCGGCGGCGAUGGCUCUUCAGAAUCUAAACGAGAGAACAGAAAAGUUGAAUGCGACAGUGGAUGCGACGGAAAACUUGAAGAACAACGCGAUGAGUCUGUCGUCCCGAACUGGAAAACUUGUGGAGAAAUAUGAGAAAAAGAAGUGGUACAACUUCUAG